GCGACGUAAGAGGAAGAAGAAGGAGAAACGAAGAAAGAGGGAACGACGAGGCGGCGGCGGCGGCGGCGGUAGAAAGACGGCGUCUGCUGAGAGCGCCGUGCCGCUCUUCUUCAUCACCCUGCCGCCAUAGCCUAUGGCGGCAGGGCUUAGUCGGGAUCGAGAUCCGUUAUGUCGCAUUCGGCUGCCUUGCAACAGCAACAGCCCGACACGUGUCCUUUUGGUUGAUGCUCUGCCAGUUAUAUCUCGCUCUAUACGUUCCCCUUCGUGCACGAGUCAUCAUCAUUCGGCGUCAGCAACGUCGUCGGCGUCGUCGUUCAGCCCGUUCCCUUCUUCCGGUCGUGGCGGCUGCGAAACUUCUUCGCAGGCGCGCUCCGCGCACCUGUUGUUAGCGCCUCUUCCUUCCGACCCAUCUUCUCCGCUCAUUUACCACGCUCCACGGGUUGCGCUCGACCCCCCUCUUUCUGACGACGAUCCGUCCGCUGUGCUGGUGUCGGCCCAGUCGCCACGUGUCACGGUAGAGGGAACACGUCAGCAUCGCCGGCGCGAUGAGGUGUGCCGCACUGCACCGACGACGGGCGCGGCCCCCGAGGAUCGAAGAGGGGGAACUGCUGUUGCUGGUGGCGUGCGUCAAUUAGCGUUAGGAGUGGCGAGGGGAGAAAGAGCAGCAGGUGAGGGUAGAGGAGGACGCGAGGGAGGGGGUGGAGGAGAGGAGGGUGGUACAGCCGAACGUGGACCGUGGACCAAGGCGAGCGCCAGGGGGCGCACACCCGCGCUUUCGGGCUCUGGCGGGCGCAAUAAGAGCCAGAUAACUCCGGCGGCGUUGGCGGCUGCGCCAGUGUGCCCACCGUCGUCGUCCUCGAGUUUGUCAGGCCCGGCUGGCCCUCAUUCUGAGCAGGACUCGAUCCCACACCAGCGGAACGUGUCCCCCUUCCGUCGCAUCUUUGCUGCCAACGGCGCAGGCCGUGUGUCGCCCUUCCGCCCGCGGCGAGCGUCAACGUCGCACACGAACGAGGACUCGUCGCAACGGGUGACAGGGGCCGGCGGCGACUCCUUGGCGGCGGGUAUCGCCCAUUCCGGUCCGGUGGCGGGGAGUGGGGAACUCUCCGCUCCUUCCUACUCUCCAACCGUGUCAUCUGGGCCUUCCCCCUCGAUCUCCCUUGUUGCGAGGGUGGGGGGAAGGAACUACGUUCGGGGUGCUGGAGGCAACAGCGGUCGAGAGCGCGGAGGGGAUGGAGUGAAUGCCAUUGUUGCCCUGGAACCGGCAAUGGUUGUGGUCACGGGAAUGGACGACUUGGACAGCGACGAAGAGGACGAGGAGCUGGAGGGAAGGGGAGGCAGGCGGGGUGUGGCGGUAGUGAGCGGGCAUCGCCAAGAGGAGCGCGAGCGACAUCGGCAGGGAGAACAUCCCCAGCAGCAAGAAGGGGAUUCGCUGCUUCAGCAAUCAGAAAGAACGGUAGACCGUGUGCUUGACAGGGUGGCGGGGCUUCAGCAAUCAGAAGGAGCGGCAGAGCGUGUGAUUGACAGGGUGGCGGUUCGAGUCUCGCAAUCUCAGCAGCACACGCCGCUCAGCGCUAACAAUCAUUCUCAUCAUCGUGCGAAUGUAAGUACCCACAACAGCAAUGGCCAAAGCGUUCAGAGUCGUGGAAGUGAUGCGAAUAACGAGAAUUUCCAGCAACAUCAUUAUCAGAGUGCGUCCAAUCAUCUUCAACAUCAUCAUCCUGCUCAGGGUUCGUCGCUGCCGACUGCCUCGCGGAAGAUAGGAGAUUUGGCUUGGGAGGAAGACAUACGGAGCAGCAAGGAGUGGUUGAAUCCGGGGGUCUACGUAGUGGGUGAGCUGGUGAUCGUGCGGCGGAGCACGGACGAGUGGCGCUACGCGGAGGUGAUCAGUGUCGCGCAGGACGGGGUGCAGCUUCGUGUGGGACCUGGUUUGACGAAAGACGUGGCCACUCGGCUGAUCAGCACUCAUGUGAAGAAGCUAGCAGCUCGAGGGGUUGUGUCCGUGGGUCGGGCGCUGUUCGCCCCAGAAUGCGGGCAUUUAUAUCACUUCGACUGCAUCAGGGAGAAUGUGAGGCAUGGGAACCUGAGCUGCCCGUUAUGCCGCCACGUGUUGCAAGAGAAACCCACAGUUAUCACGAGCGUCCCCAUCUCGGGCCGGUCUCCCUCGCGCAUCCGCGCUUCUCCUCCCGGGGAUAUCGCGACGCCAUCGAGCCAUCAUCACGGUCUUCCCGCGGGGCCAGCAGCCGGGCAUAACCAUAUCAGCGCGGGCCACGUGGCCAUUCGCGAACGAGAGGGAGUGGGUCCUGGAAGCAGCAGCAGCGCCGGAGGUGCUAACGCCGGAGCAAGUCAUCAUAGUCCACCGCUCCAUCAUCACCCACGCCAGGAAAAUCGGGCGCAGCAGCUAGAUAGAGGGAAUGACGCCGUGGAGUCAAAUGGGAGGGAGGGAGGGGUAGGGGGAGGAGGAAGAGCUGGGAGCAGCGCAUCAGCUGCGUCGGGGGCCUCGGGAAGCUCGAGAACUUCGUGGGAACCGCCGAGGAGAUCGGAGCAGCACUCGGGCGAGCUAAUUUCCGCGUCGCUGGAAAGGGUUACUGAGGCGGAGGAGAGGUUGGCCAUAGCCAGGGCCUAUGGAGAUGAUAUUCAGCUCUCAGGACACGUGCGAGCAGGCGUCGCUGAAUGCAGACGACACCAUCCGUCGAGGUCCCGCUUUCCUCCCAGCAGUCGAAUAGGAUCCUCAUCAGUCGGGACAUCCGAGUCUGCAGAACCUGCCUCUCAGAGCCUGCGACACGAUUUCAGCCCAGCGGUUAGAGUACGGCUCGCAUCAGCAUUGGGAGAUGGAUCAGAUCGAGGUCAUGAAAAUAGUGAGGCUGUUGGAAGUUCUGGAGGUGGCUUUGGGUUGUCGGGUUUCCAGUCCGAAGGGUUGGUGGGACAUCUGCAGUCGAGGUAUCACACCGCGUCCCCUCUACGACAUCCCGCAUCUGGUGCAGUCAGUGGACUGUUAUCCCCUCAGCAGGAAGUCCAGACAGUUGAAGCCGCCGUCGAUUACAAUUUACGUCUGAUUACUUGCCCGAACCGACGGCUGGGGUGGCAUGAAUGUGGGAGAUGUGAUGGGAAUAACAUGGCAGUGGUUGACACAUUGGGGUACUUACUUCCUACAAGACGCGAGGGCGAAAAUGGUCUUGAUUAUCAGCUGAACAGUAUGAUGGAGCAAGGGGAUGCACUUGUGCAUGUGGCGGUGCUUUUCACUCCGUCGGCAAUGAAAUUGCAGUUUAACCACAAUCUCGAUGAGAGCAGCAGGCAAGCAGAGGUACUUCGGCUGACUGCAAUACGGGUUAAUGAUUGGUUCGACAGCCACCACCACUUGCCGUUUGUCCAACAGCUGCUUUCAGAGCGAAGAAUUUGACCCUUGGAUUCAGUCAAAGGACUCCCAAGGAAGGGCUGAACCAAGACUGUUUUCUGUUCGUGCUUGGGACACUAGCAAGGAACAGCAAACAGUCCCUGUCUCAGUCCCUGUAAGUCCCAGUUCCUUCUAGUCCUUCCACUUCUGUGGCCAUCACCUCUUGCAGUUAUGCAGAGCAAGGAAAGGUAAUACUCCAUUGCGCGACCUUGAUGUGGUCCUGCAAUCGCAGGACCACUCGAUGCAUUUGUUUGUCAAGUGGUAGGUCAUUGUGAGUGGAAGGGUUUGUGUCGAACAUCCAUCUCUAGUUCUGGUUGCUUUACCAAGCUUUAGGUAGAAUUAGUUCUAAUUAUGUGUUUCUUCAACAGUAUAAUAGAGAGGUGCUGUGCGCAUCCGUGCCCAUUUGUGAGACGUAUUCUGUCUUUUUUCACAAUUGUGGCGAAGGUUUGCCUUUUCUCGCUCCUCUGUUUGGGUUUGUUUUCCGUUUGCCUUUUUUCUUGUUCUUCUUCUUUUUUUUUUUUUUUGCGUGUGUGUGCAUCUGUUAUUGCUUCCGCUGCGAACUCAGAGGAUUUAUUUCUGUACUCUCUGUAAAGGCAGGUGACCUGCUUGACACUGCUAACCAUAAAUUUGGGCAUGUAAUUCUGCAUGUAAUUCUUGCAGAUUGGAACCACUAAAACCAGGGGAGUGCUGCCAGUCCGAUUGAUGCCGCUGGCCUUUGAAAUCCCCUGGACUCUCUGCCUACAGUUUUCCGGGCAGCUCUGUUUGACGAUAUAUAAUAUAUUCUAUUAUGGGUCGUAGUUUGGCCACAUUCUGGUCCCUUGAGUGUUCUAACUCGGGCCCCGUAAGUGAGUUAUGUGACAGUUUCACACAUGGGGGGUUGGGGGGGGAGCGGGGGAGGGGGGGGGACGGAGGGGUGGAGAAGGGCCCCUGGAUUCCUACUGGCCUUUUUGGUGCAUGACACUGCUCCUUGAGAUGACAGAUUUCCAAUUCUAAGUCAAGUGAUCAGGGUGCGAAAGGUUUCUUCUCAAUCGAAAUGGAAAAACCAAGUGCUAGGCUUCAAUGGCCGCUUGUGGGGAGGAGACACAGCAUAGGCAGGUGAGGGUAAGGAGGGGGGAGGGGGGGGGGGGNGGGAAGGACAGGGGGCCGGGGGCCGGCGGAGGAGCUGGAGGAUUUUCGUCGAGCUUCAGACUCUUCAAAGAAUGUUCCUGAGUUUGACUGCUCGUUCAGCGCCUGGAGAAACAAUUUGCAGCAAAAAGGUCAGGGUGUCCUACCUGUUGGUUUAAGCAUUUUGUGAGCUGAGUUUUUGAGGGUGUAGAAUCUGUAGAUGCUGUCGCUUCUGGUGACCUGAUUGAUGAAAAGAGAAUUGAUAUUCUGCUGGCGGCUUGUUCUUUUGGUAUUGUGUGAUUUGUGCGGUGGCUUGUCGUUCCUGUAUGUGCUCCACAGUAAAGCUAAACAACAAAUUGCCUUUUAAAUU
Chara braunii is the source of this 4865-nucleotide messenger RNA. NCBI's taxonomy places the organism in Eukaryota, Viridiplantae, Streptophyta, Charophyceae, Charales, Characeae. The record is from the annotation of a GenBank genome assembly.